ACCAGGAUUCUAAAAUAAAGCCAGGCACAAAUUUUGGCACAUUGAAAUUUUCUACAUUAUACUACUCUUAGAAUCUCUCUGCCCCAAAUCAUAAAGAUUAUAAGAUUUUUUAUUCUUUUACAACAUAAUUGCAUUUAUGUAAAAAUAGGACAAAGCGUUGCGAUUUACACUGAGUUUUUAGCUAGAGGAAAUUGAAACUUAGAUCCAGCAGAUAAUUACAAUUUCUGCUAAAAUAGCCUGUGGAGCCACUAGGUAUGUUGGUAUAUGAAAAAUACAGUGAGAUCGUUGAGGUUAAAUGUAAUCAUGUAUCUUUUAAACCGAUUUUUUACCAGAAAAUAUAUCCCCAAGUUACCUUUGAAGUAUUCAUACUUAGGAAUGCUUUACAUUUAUUCUGAUGCUGUUAUGUACAAGCGGUUUAUAAGUGCCUCUUAACUGACAUCAGAAUCAAUGUAAGAAGCAAAACCAAAUCCAUUUCUAUGCCUUAUUCAUUAUGUCUAACUUCUCUCUUUUUUUAACCAAGAAUAUUAGUUUGGGGUUGGAACAUGAGUAACCAUGAAAUGAUAAGCCUAUGAUAACUAUGAAACAUGUCAUGUCUUUGUUCACUUUUGGCAAUUUCCAAAAAGCAUAGAAUUUCCCCCCAAAAAAGAGAUAAUUUGUCACCCUUUCAAAGAAGUUUACUACAACUUUUAAAGACAAUUCUGAGAGGAAUUCUAAGAAUGUUUAUGCAGUAGUGGCUAUAAAAACAUAAGUGCAUGACCUUCAGCAUGUCUGUUUUGGUUGCAUAAUUUAAGAAGCAGAGAUCCUAUUAAAAUAGGGUCACACUGCUUUAUAGAUAUACUUAAUCAAUGGAAGGCCUUGCAAGAAACCUACAGUUUUAUGGGAGGCAGCAGCACUACUUCCUGGGCUAUAAUAAAGUGUUCUGAUGCAGCUUCAUACAGCAAGGAGGAAGAGGUUGUGUACAAAAUCACCACCUUCUGUGGGUAUAUAAAGGAGCAAGUUGAAUGAGAAGCCUAAGACACUCACUUCUUUCUAUCAACAGCCACCUACUCCCGAAAUCUCACUAUGGCUUGCCACAACUACUGCUCCGGAAACUACAGCUUGGGAUCCCUCAGGAAUCCUUGUCAUAUCCCUCUCUCCUCAUCCAUUGCCCUCUGCCCUACAAAUGUGAGUGGUGGCGAUGUCCUUUGCGUGCCCAGUAGCUGUCAAGACCGUACCUGGAUCCUGAACAAUGGCCAAGAGACCUGCAGUGAACCUGCCAGCUGCCAGCCAGCCAGCUGUGAGCCCAGCAACUGUGAGACUUCCAGCUGCCCUUCCACUGCGUGCUACGUGCCCAGACCCUGCCGAGGAAUCAGUCUUCUUCCUGUAACUCACACCUCUGGCUCCUGCCUCUCAGUAUCCAGUAGACCUCUGAACUACGUGUUCAGCAGCGGCCGGCCCCUGAGCCUCCUCACUCCUGGAUACCGCCCCCAGGGCUGUUUGCCCUGUGGUCCUCACCACCUUAGCGUUGUGUCCGGCAGCCUCAGACCUCUGUAUCCCGUUUUCGGCGGAUGCCAACCUCUGACACAUGUAGUCAAUACUUGUCAUCCAUCUUGCUCUUCCUGGGGAGGCCAGUAGCUUCCUUGUUCCAGAUAAUGAUCCACCUGAGGACCCAAGACAAAAACUCAAACUCCAUGGACUUUUGCUUCUUUCCUAGUCGUGACUGCUUUUUCUUGAUUGUCCUGUGCCUGAUCCAAAGAAAGCUGCUCCUUUCACAUUUUAAUCUUUGUUUCCUCUCUCCUUAAGGUAAAAUGAUUUGGUUUACAAUGCUAUUCAAUGCCACUCAGGUGUGGAAAGAAUGUAUUCGGUGUGGGUUGCAAUAAAUGAGUUUCAUUCAGAAUUAAGAA
Sus scrofa (pig) is the source of this 1883-nucleotide messenger RNA. RefSeq names its product keratin associated protein 26-1 (gene KRTAP26-1). The record is from RefSeq and is a predicted model, not a curated record. Gene Ontology annotation, cellular component: keratin filament. Gene Ontology annotation, molecular function: structural molecule activity. NCBI's taxonomy places the organism in Eukaryota, Metazoa, Chordata, Mammalia, Artiodactyla, Suidae.